AUGAUUCAUUCAGAUAAGCCAGAAUUAACAGUUGAAAGCGUCACUUAUAGAAAAUGGAAAUCGGUUGAUGUGUCAUCUUUUAAUCACGACAUUGCUGCAUCGGACCUAUCCACAAAACAAACGAACGAUCUAGAAGAUUUGGUUGCUUGCUAUGAUACUACUCUAAAGGUUGUCUUGGAAAAACUUGCACCAUCUAAAACUAAGAUCAUAGUAAAACGACCACGGGUACCUUGCUUUAAUGAGCAACUCAGGAAGGCAAAGCGAGAAAGACGAAAAGCAGAGAGAAAGUGGCGAUUAUCUAAGUUGCAGAGUGAUUUUUCUAUUUUUAAAAUGAAACGAACUGCGGUAAAUCGAUUAUUUAAUCGCUACAGCCCGUACGGAAUAUUAUACGAACAUCGUUGAAGAGAACAAGGGUGACCAGAGAAAACUGUUUAAAACAUGUAAGUGUUUAUUUGGUCAACAUAGCGAUGAUGGCCUUCCUCCUAAUUUGGAUUGUAAGUCUUUUGUCAGUGACAUGGGCAAAUAUUUUGAACAAAAGAUCACAAAUAUACGUAGCCAAUUAGAUAAUAAUGAGUUGUCCAGUGUCCCCGAUGACCCGCAAAUUGCUUCUCCUGUGACCGAAUCAAAUGUCCCGCAGUUCUCCGAGUUCACUCCCCUUUCUGAAUCUGAUGCUAAUGUAUUAAUUAGCCGUUCUUCGUUAAAGACAUGCCACCUUGAUCCAGUGCCAUCCAAGUUAGUUGCUCAAUGUGAUGCAUUACUAUCUGUAAUAACAAGAAUUAUGAAUCUCUCACUUCAAUUUGGUUGCUUUCCGUUUAGCUGGAAAGAAGCACUUGUUCAUCCACUCUUGAAGAAAAUUGGUCUUGAAGCUACCUUCAUGAAUUUUAGGCCCGUGAGCAACUUACCAUUUAUAUCCAAGCUCGCUGAAAGAGCUGUAUUCGAACAGACACAUAUUCAUAUGGUAGAUAACGAUCUGUAUCCAUCUGCGCAACCAUCAUAUCGAAGGAAUCAUAGUACUGAGACUUCUCUGCUGAAAGUGAAGAAUGACCUUUUGAUGAACAGGAAUGAGCAACAUGUCUCGCUCCUUGUACUACUGGAUAAGAGUACGGCGUUCGAUACGGUUGAUCAUCGUAUUCUUCUUGAGCGUUUAUCAUCUAAAUUUGGUUUUACUGGAGGUGCUUCUAGUUGGUGCCGCUCUUAUUUAUUCCAGAGAUCUCAGCGCAUAGCGAUUCGCGGAACAGUUUCUGAGAAGUUUGAUGUGCCUCAUGGUGUUCCUCAAG
This is a messenger RNA of Paramuricea clavata, 1277 nucleotides long. NCBI's taxonomy places the organism in Eukaryota, Metazoa, Cnidaria, Anthozoa, Malacalcyonacea, Plexauridae. The record is from the annotation of a GenBank genome assembly.